CCCUUUCCUGUCAUGAAGGCAUCGCUUACCGAUCACAUGCCAGUCACGACUUUAGCGGCUCGUCACCUUUCGUUGGCGUGUUGAGAGGUAGGAAGAGCGAGCGAAGCAGCCUAGUGGCGUAAGCGUUCUCGGACCUUUCGGCAGGGACCAUCAUUGAAGCCCUUUAAUUAUCUGCGGGUGGUGGCUAAUAACCAUCGACAAGGUGUGCUGGAGGAUGUGCUCGAAAGCACAUGCCGUCCCUCGUAGCUCGUUUCCGCGUCCACAUUAACUCAAGGGCGUAUACAACUACUACCUCCAGCCAGGGAAUGUGGAGACAGGGAUACUGGAGCGGGACGGCGCGGUGGACGAGGCGAUUUUCAGGGACUGUGAGGGUGAGGAGGGCGGUGGAGAGGGUAAAUCGCGCACGCGCACCCAAGAUACCGGCCCAGCUGGUUGCCGAGGCAUGCGUGCUGCUUGUUGUGCACCCUGAUUCGCGCUUGCUGAGUGGACGAUAUGUAGAUCUGGAGGAGGAUGUCGAUAGUAUACUGGAUAAUUUGUGGAAGGGCGCCAAUGGAGAUUGUGUUAAGACUAACCUUGAGUCGCUUCCGUAGG
Messenger RNA from Lasiosphaeria miniovina, 591 nucleotides. RefSeq lists its product as uncharacterized. Bases 231 to 590 code for a protein of 119 amino acids. NCBI's taxonomy places the organism in Eukaryota, Fungi, Ascomycota, Sordariomycetes, Sordariales, Lasiosphaeriaceae. The transcript has a single exon. The record is from RefSeq and is a predicted model, not a curated record.